This is a messenger RNA of Saccostrea cuccullata (small rock oyster), 4071 nucleotides long. Its product is annotated as PHD finger protein 20-like protein 1. Bases 33 to 3542 code for a protein of 1169 amino acids. Lineage: Eukaryota; Metazoa; Mollusca; Bivalvia; Ostreida; Ostreidae. Gene Ontology annotation, biological process: regulation of transcription by RNA polymerase II. The record is from RefSeq and is a predicted model, not a curated record. Gene Ontology annotation, cellular component: nucleus; NSL complex. The transcript is spliced from 18 exons.
AAACCGACGCACAGGUAAGUACCUCCAGAGGGAUGGAGGCUGGAAAGAUCUCAACAGAGGAACUAGAACAGAACACUGAAUCCAGCAGUAAUGUAGACAUGACAGAUAAGUUUGAGAAGGGUUCGUCGCUGCCGCUGAACUCGGAUUCCUUGGGUCGAAGUCGGCUGGAUGCGGAUGACAUCAGUACGUGCUCCAGUGCCUCCUCCACCACACAGACGCCCCCCGCGGUCAGUAAGAAGUUCCCCGUCCGCCCGGGCAUAAACUGGAGGAAGGGGGAGAGACUCGAGGCCAUGGACUUCAGCUCCAAAUGGUACUCAGCUAAGAUUGUGGAGAUUGAUGAAGAGGAGAAGAUGGUGAUGAUUCACUUUGACGGCUGGAAUCAGCGAUACGACGAGUGGAUAGAAAUGGACUCCGAGAAACUGAGGCCUAAAACAAGGCACUCAUCGCGAAAAGGGAAGGCCAAACAAUCCGAAUAUAAACUGGGGGACCAUGUUUAUGCCAAGUGGACGGAUUGUAAAAUGUAUCCUGGGAAAGUCACAGCUGUUCUUGCUGAUGGAUCAUAUGAUAUUUUGUUUUAUGAUGGCUUUAAGAAGACUGUACAGGGAAUCAACAUAAAAGCAAUGCCUAAAGAAUUACAACAGCAGAAAAUAGAGAUUGUUCAUGUUUUACCCAAAGAUGAGAGGAAAAGAUCGAUGGAGGAAGAAAUGGCCACUCUACCCAACAAGAGGAGAAGCUCAUCAAUUUACUCCAGGAGAGAAGGGAGCUUGGAUAAAACCCCGAAAGAUAUGGAGUCUACAAGGAAAAUAACAGAGAGGACGAGAAGUACCACUAGUGAUGAUGGCAAACGACGGCCAAGUAAAGAACGCAGACAGAGGAAAGGGGAGAAGAAGUUAAUCAUCGCAGGAUCUCUGUUUAAGAAGCGAGAUCGAUCAACAUCAUCAGAGAGAUCCAAAACGGGGAGCUGCUCAAGUAAAGAGUUAACGACUGAUGAAACGAUGGACAGCACGGGGAGUGCAGUGGAACAGCCUGAGGAUACAGGGGGCUUGAUGGAACAGCCACCAACAGAAGAUUCUGGUGUUACACCUGUUACAGAACAGGCAGAUGCAUCUGCUCCACCAACCACAGAUUCUGAAGACUCUUCAGUAACAAAAGUCUCCACAGACACCACCCCAGUCGCCCAGCCUACUCCCAGUUUGCUGGCACCACCAGCUGUAUCAGACCCCACCUCAGAGGGGCCCCCAGCCACAGGAACUCCUCUACCUGGCCCUGGCUCACCUGAAGCACCUGCUGGGGCACCUGUACCAGCCUCUGCCCCCAGUACACCUGCCCCGGGGUUGAUGUCUGCCCCCAGUACACCAAUGGCCACCCCUCUCUCCUCAAUGCCUCCUUCUCCAGCAAGCACUCUAUCUGCAGUGUCGUCCUCCCCAUCAACUCCAAAACAGUCUCCGGGUAUGAAGACAGACGGUGCACAUACAGCAGGAACUGGUCCAUCUCUGGAAAUCCCUACUCCAGGACUCCCACCCAAAGGCAAAAGUAAGCAUAGAAAGAACAGAAAAAGUCGUAAACAGACAUUUUCUCCCAACACUCAGUCAGGAGAGAGUUCAGCGAGGAAGAGAAGUAAAUCAACGGAAAAGGGAGAGAAAUCUGACCAGCCUCAUUCUUCACGGAAACGAAGCCGGUCGACAAACGAGAGAGCCAACUACAUUUUGGUUCCUGAGACAGCCCUUCCACCAAAAGCCUUCGUCAUUGAGCCGGAACACAACCAUUUUAAGUGUACGUUUGAGGACUGUAACAAGGGCUUCCGUAAGGAGACUCUGCUGGAAUCUCACAUCAAGUUCUACCACUCUAAUGACGGCAAGCCUCCACAAAACCCACCCAGGAAACGACGGAAAACAACCAGUAUUUGUUCUACAGACUCAGACAUUUCCGUCCCCCCCAGACAGCGGUACCCCUCCAGUGGCUCCCUCUGUCGACCCAGCACCUCAUACGAGGGCACCACCGAACUGGCGGGCUCAGAGCAGCUUAAUGUGGAGGGUCAGCUUCUAUCUGAAGGAUUAAAGUCUGGAGAGAGAGCCCGUUCUAUGAGUCAGGAUGUGAUGAUAGCCGAGGAAUCCAUGGAAACAGAAUACGAGGAUACCCUCAGUAAAGAUGAAGUGGUCAACUGUAUCUGUAGAUUUAACGAAGAAAAUGGACUCAUGAUUCAGUGUGAUGUAUGUCUCUGCUGGCAGCAUGCAGCCUGUUUUGAAAUUACAGAGAGUACACUUCCCAAAAAGUACAUCUGUUACGUGUGUGAAAAUCCUCCAGGAAUCCGGGACAGUCGGCUUUAUGUACACGACCAGGAUUGGUUGAAGCUGGGUCACAUGGCUCACUUUGGAUUUUUACCCAAUCAGGAAGAAGAUGAGAGUUGCUGCAGAACUGUUCAGGCCACACAUGGCCUUGUGGGUGACCUACACAAUGUUUCAGCAGUGAUUCACGGCCUGAAACAGAAACUGAAAACUGUCAGAAAGAAGGACCACCGCGAUCCUAUGCUUCAGAUGUGGUUACAGAACCUAGACAAUGUCCAGUUUGACCCUAUAGAGCCUGAUGUCGACAGCGAGAGUGAAGAGAUAAGCCUGGACAUCUCUACAGAUCUGAAUAAAAAGACUGAGGUCCCGGACCAAAAUCCUGAGUUAGAAUCAGGAACUCCCCAGAAGACUGAGUUAGAAACAGGAAAUACCCAGAAGACUGAAGGGGAAGGCAGUGAUAGUGCUUGUGGAAGCUUGACAGUAAAUACAGACAAAGAGCACCAAGUCAAUUCAGAGCUACAGGAAAAUUCUAACAAAAGGGAAGGACUUGAGAGUGCUACGGAUAAAACUGUGGGGGACCUUUCACAAUCCAAAGAAGGUACAAAAACAGAGAAUAGUGGUCUAGAUGAAAGCAUUAAAAGUUCAAACCAAGGACUAAUAUCUAAAGAAAAAAAUAAUUCUGAGAAACAGAAGAACGCUCAAGAGAAACCUGAAAGCUCUAAACCAGUCAGUGAGAGUGAUUCAGCAAGUAUAGUUAACACACCAAACACUGACAAGACUGAAGUAAAGGCUACUGGCUCAAACACUGGUAAUGGUGAAGUUUCCACAGCAGAGAGUGGGCAGGGAAAGAAAACUCAGAUGGACCGAUCAAAUCACACAACAACUCCUUCAGAACAGUCUCAAUCAGACCAAGCCAAAUCUAGCAUAGAACUACCACUGGAUCAGUCUGUAGGGUCAGAGGUCAAGGUGGAAGAUGUGUGUGACCUUUUGAACUCUGUGGAUGUUGUGAAGGAAGAUCCGUUCAAACUCUGUGAGAGGAAUCUGUUGGAGCACAUCCUCCGAGUCCAGACAGAAAUCGAGCAGAGGCUGGAUCACAUCGAGGAACAAGUCUGUGCCCUGGAGGCGGCAGAUUCCAACUUUUCCUCAGGUCCUGCUGACAGAGACCUGCUGUCUGACGUUCCCGCCCUCAAAAAGACAUUAUACCUGUUACAACACGACCUGGUGCGGGUCCAGAGAAUGGCAGCCUACCACAGAUAGCACACAUCACCAGAAAUGGGUCCAACAAACAACAGCCUACCACAGAUAGCACACUGUCACCGUGUGUAAACAGACAGGUCUUAUUGUACAGAUAGAACACUGUGUCCUAGUGUGAGUCCAGCAAUUGUGGCCUCAUACAAAUGGAACACAGUCUGAGUUACUCUGUGUCACUGGUUCCAUAAAUCAAUUUUUGCUGCAAAAUUUCCAUACAGAAGAUAACAUAUACAUGAUUGUAUAUUCUGAGGAAACAAUUGUGAAGUUCUGGGAUGGUUGUGUCCAAAAAUUAACUAUAAAAUGCUCAAUCUGAUAGAAAAAAUAUGUCACAAAUUGGAUAUUCCUGUACAAAUUUUUCUCCAAGAGAGAAUCAAAUAGACAGUUUCAAAUUUCAAUUGAAAAGAUUUUUGAUAGAAGUAAAAUUAAAAGUCAAAACUGUCUUUAGAAGUGUAUUGCAAGAUUCAUCAUAGAUAAUUUUGUGCUUCUCUGGAAAAAUAUUUUGGACAGAAUAAAACAUUGAAUAUAUCUGUGUAUC